Molecule: messenger RNA, 2253 nt
Organism: Arachis ipaensis
Lineage: Eukaryota; Viridiplantae; Streptophyta; Magnoliopsida; Fabales; Fabaceae
Source: RefSeq, a predicted model, not a curated record
CCUUUCUGUUGUUAUUGUUGCUAGUUUGCAUGUUAUGCUAGAAUGUUGUAAUGUAAGUUAGAUUUUGAACGAUUUGUAAAUUGUAUAGUUGAAGCAAAUGUAACAGAUCUGCUUGUGCUUUUCAUCAACUAUUAUCCAGAAGCUGCAUCAGUAUUAUUUUUUGUAGGCACAUGCUUAAGAGAUUAACACGUUCCUCAAGAGCUAUUAUCUAUUUCAUUGUUGUAACAAUUUUCAGUUUAUUAUCUCUUUGUUAAGCUCAUUGUAUUUAUCUAGAAUAGUCUUGAGAAUUAAGUAAUAGAUCAUCAAAUGGUGAAUCAUAUGUAUAGAAUGCAAUGUAGAGGUUGUGUUGUAUUAUUAUUUUCUGCAAUCGCGGUUUAGGAAUGUUCAAUUCAGUAGGUUAUCAGAUGUUUAUUAUUUGUGAUAUCCGGAUGGUUAUUCUGGAUAGUAUAAAUGUAUUGUGUUUGAGAAAUUAGUAGUAUUUUAUCCUAAAUGUUCAUUUUUUAACUCAUAUUGAAUCAAAUACAUAGCCCAUUGUACACAUUGUACAAAUACUCCAUUACUUCUCUACCAGAAUUCAUUAAAUAAAUGUGAUCACGGAAGGGAACAGAAUCGCUGAGCGCAGGGCACGGAAUACGAUCCCAAAUGGAGAAGAUUUCUUAUACCGGGCUUCCGUUUCUUUUUUAAUUUCUUUUAUUGGGCCUAUAGAAAAUAAAAAUGUCUUACUUGAAAAAUCACAAUAUGUAACUGUAACUUGCAUUGACGUCACGUGCGGCCUCAGGAAGUUAAGAAAUUGUCAAAAAGUAAUUAAGCAGCGCUAAGCAGGGAUUAGUAGAGCUUAGUUUGCAGGUUUUGUUGCCGGGGUGCUUGAGGCUCAGUUUCAAGCAAAGGCAAAUGGUGGUUGAAAUUCAAAUUGAAGCUAUUUUUGUUGUAAAUAAACAAAAAAGAAAUAAUUUAGUGGUGGCUCUGUUCUGGGUGUUUCAUAAUUAUGUAUGGGGAUGUCAGAGGACCCAAUUUACUGCACCCUGCCACUCUCACUCACUCGCACCUAACCUAACCUUAUUUUCUUCUUCUUCUUCUUCUUCUUCUCUGCGCUCACUCACUUGUGCCUAUUCCCUUUUCUUUCAUCCCUCCACUCCAAGCCAUGGCCACUGCUGCUUCUUCUUCCUCCCUUCCUUCUCUCCCACCACCUUCCCCCAAGUCACCCCCUGACUUGUACGGCAAGCGCCGCGACACCGCCAGGCUUCACAUGCUGGACAGAGAAAUCACUUUUCUCGAGGUUGAGUUGAAAAAUGUUGAAGCCCUUCAACCAGCUUCAGCAUGCUGCAAAGAGGUUGCUGAUUUUGUGGUCGCCAACUCUGAUCCUCUCUUACCUUCCAGAAGCAAGAAGAAUCGCAAGUCAUGCCGCUUUUGGAAGUGGCUCUGUGGUUUGCCAUGUUUAAACUUGUCUUGGAUCUGCUGCUGCUGCUUCUGCUGUGAAGGCUUACCUGUACAUCUGAAAUUACCAAGCUGCCACUGCUGCAGGCCAUGCAGUUGCUGCAGCUGCAGCUGCAAUUGUCUUCCCUCCAUCAAUUGCUCCUUGCCAAAAUGGCUGUGCUGCUGCUUGUGUCCCACUUCGUCAUCAAAUUGCUGUAAAGGGAGUAACUGCUGCUCAUUUUCCAAAUCAAGUUGCUGUAGAUGGAGCAGCUGCUGUUCUUGUUCCAGAUCAAAGUGCUGUAAAUGGAGGAGGAGGAGCUGCUUCAGUUGCUCUUGUCCUCAAUCAAAAUGCUGCCAAGGUAGCUGCGGCUUCGGAAACUGCUGCAUUCUCCCAAGCAGUUGCAGUUUUCAGUGUCCAUCUUGCCCUUCUUGCUGCAGUUGCAAAUGCUCCUGCACUUGUUCUUGCCCCAGUUGUCCCAAGGUACACCCUUGCUGCUGCUGUACAAAGUCCUUUUGGAGAAGUGCUUUCUGCUGUUUCUGUUGUUAGAUUUUCAAAUUAUAUUAUAUUACUUGCUCAAUUUGCAAUUAUGAUAUAGUUAGAGUAUAAAUUUUGGAAAUAUAAAGGAGUUUUUUUAUUAUAAAAUGUUAUAAGCUAAGUUAGAUUUUGAAGUAUUUGUAUAGUUAGUUGAAGCAAAUGUAGUAGCUCUGCUUUGUAAUUUGUGGGCCAGAUAAAUUUGGUCCUUUAUUGUCAGCAUUUUUCAGUGUUGCAUGUGAAAUGGAAGAUGCAAUAGUAUAAAUUUAUAAAAAUGGCCGUUGAAAUAUGGCUUGAUGGUUUGUUCA